UUGUUAUUGUCAAUAAAUACUCAUUCAAGUAUUUAUCAUCAUUUGAAUUCAUAAGUCGGGUGUGUGGAACGUUUUUAACUCAUGUAUGCUGCAGUAUCGCGUUGUUUCUUGAUAUUUAAUCGGCAUCAAAAAUACUACAUUCGUAUUUUGAAACCGCCGUAAAAGUGAGUGAGAAUUAAUUUGAACUAUGGAUGUUUUUGCAAAAGUGCUGCCUAACAAUGGAAUGGAUUCGGUUUCGUUUGAGAAACAAGGAAUAUCUGCAUCCGAAUGGACACCAUUGUUGCCGAGGGCCUCGGAGACUACACGAUUCUGCAAAGUUUUCUUCGUACCGCAGCGAUGGGUGAUGGCAGUGAUGGGUUUCCUGGCGGUGGCCAACGCGUACACCAUGCGGGUGUGUCUCAACAUUGCCAUUACGCAAAUGGUGCGACGAAAGGCCGCAUCCACUGGCUACAAUGAGGGUUCCUGCCCAGCUGAGAUCGAGGAAACCACGGCCGAUCCUAAUGAUUUGUCUGGUUUCGACUGGAACGAAGAAACCCAAGGAAUAAUACUUAGCGCGUUCUACUACGGGUACAUAGUGACGCACUUGCCUGGAGGCAUGCUGGCGGAGAGGUUCGGCGGCAAAUACUCGCUUGGCUUCGGGGUGCUGAGCACGGCCGUGUUCACCUUGCUGACGCCAUGGGCGGUCAGCAUGGGGGGCGCCACUGGACUUAUUGUGCUGAGGGUGCUGGAAGGACUGGGAGAGGGUACAACAUUCCCAGCAUUAAACGCCAUGCUGGCUCGCUGGGCCCCCAUCACCGAGCGAGGCCGGAUGGGCUCACUAGUGUUCGGAGGAGCGCAGAUCGGCAACAUCGCCGGCACUUACCUUUCCGGACUCAUCAUGAAGGAGACUGGCGACUGGCAGUCGGUGUUCUAUCUCUUUGGUGCUGUUAGCAUACUGUGGUUUAUUCUAUGGUCGGUACUCUGCUACAACGACCCCGAGUCCCACCCCUUCAUUUCCGAUAAGGAGAAGAAAUAUCUGGAGGAGGCACUGGGCAGCCACCGAAACAGUCAGCCUUCGUCCAUCCCGUGGAAGGCUAUCUUCAUGUCUGUGCCGUUGUGGGCCCUUGUGUGUGCCCAGAUCGGCCAUGACUACGGCUACUUCACGAUGGUGACGGACCUGCCAAAAUAUAUGACCGGAGUGCUAAAGUUCGACAUUCACCGCACUGGGACCCUGGCGGCGCUCCCGUACGCCGUCAUGUGGAUAUGUUCCAUCGUGUUCGGCUGGAUGUGCGACAAGAUCGUUAAGCACAACUGGAUGACUGUUACUAAUGCCAGGAAAACGUUUACAACGAUAGCGUCAGUAGGCCCAGGAAUCUGCAUGAUCCUGGCCUCAUACUCCGGCUGCGACACGACGACCGUGGUGAUCUUGUUCACCGCCUCCAUGGCCCUUAUGGGGGCCUUCUACCCCGGCAUGAAGGUCAACGCGCUAGACCUGAGCUCCAAUUACGCGGGCACUAUUAUGGCCAUUGUGAAUGGCAUCGGGGCGAUCACAGGCAUCAUUGCUCCGUACUUAGUGGGACUGCUGACGCCUGAUAGCACCUUAGUGCAAUGGCGCCUCGUAUUCUGGAUAACCCUCGCCGUGUUCAUCGUGACGAAUCUGGUGUUCGUGGCGUGGGCCUCCGGCGACGAGCAGCGGUGGAACAUCACCGGCCGGGACCCUCGGAAGCAGCAGGAAGCUGAGAUGACGCGAUCCGUCAACGCUGAGAUCAAAUUGUAACUAUAGGAUUCACGAAUACGAGAGAACUCUCUGUAUAUGUAUUACCUACAUGUAAUGCACUAAUAGUUAACUGGAUUUUAGACGACAACGUCAAAAAUUAAGUGCUUUACUCGUUGCCGGCUGAAUGAAAAUGUGAGAAAAUUAUAAUUUUACAUGUUAUCGAAAAAAAACGGCGGACAGUGAAAGUAUCGUGCAUAGACAAAAUAGUGACGUAAUAGCUAACAAUGGUGCAAAAAAUAUAGUAGGAUUGUGAACAAAUAUUAAAAUAUCGGUGAAUUAUUUUUCUAGGUAACCGACAUUCGAACUGGGCCCAUGGGAGUGAUUGAAUAUGUGCGUUAAUAGAACUAAUAAUGUAUAGGGCGUUUACAUAUAGUAUUAACAUUAAACUUUAUAGGAUUUUUAUAUGAAUUGACAAUGUCGAGGCUUUAGCUAAAGCAGCUUCUUGGAGAGAAAAUUGACAAAUUUGUGGACAUUAAAAACAAAAACAUAUCAACUGAUUAUGUGAUUGCACAUUAUACUUAUAUCGUCCACUUAGUUAAUGAUUACUAGGUACCUAGCUAAUAGGGAAAUAUAGCUUUUAAUGAUAGAUAAGGUUUAUUAGGGAAUUUCUCUAAAUAUUUAAAUCCACAGCCAGUGUAGUGUGAUAGUAAUUUAAAAUAGAGACCAUUAAAAAUUUCAAAGAAAUAAGAGAUUAAACGACUCGAAUAUAAAUAAAUAUAAAUGGUGACAUUUUUGAUUAAAUAUGUGUGUGUAUCGAAACGCCUAAAUAUUCAGCCUAACGCGCGUGUAGCGUUCUUACCCAAGAAUGCGCAGUUUUUUUUUAUUUGUAUUACGCCCGAUUUAUCACGCGAUCUUUUUAAGAUUGUAUUUUUUAUCUUUCCAACACGCCGUGGAAAAAAAUGUAUUGUAACAAAGGAGAACAUAAUUAUUUGAACUUUGUGACUUUCAGUUUUUCGCUGCGCUCGUGAAUCUGUUAAAGAAUUUUUCACCUGAUCGGAGCUUGAAAUCAGGGCUCGCAUCCAAAACCGUAUUUGCUCUCUUGUUGCACAACCACCUACUCGUAAAGUAAGAUGGGGUAAUACUAUCACUUGUAUGGAAUCCUCAUACAGUUUGUUUUGCCCCGAGCAAAAUAAACAAUGUUACUCUUACCCCACCUUACCUUAUUAUUUUAUAUUCUGGAAUAAAUAGAAGUAAGUUAACAUCCACCUGUUUCAUAACUCAUAUGAAGUAUUUUGUAGUUAUGGUAAUAAGUGUUUCUUUCCUAAUUGUUGUAAAUAUAAUGUAAGUUAUCUUAAUUAAGGACUGUUAUAAAAUAUUUCUUACGAGCAUAAUGUAUCUAUAUGUAUUGUGUAAAAAAACAAGUACUAUGAUCGUGUACUAAGGUACAAUCAGCUAGAUAUAAAUAUAAGUAAUUCCAUGUAUGCAGCAGGGGUGCAAUUUGUGGACUGUACAUGGAUUACUGUCGUAUACGGAGAAUAAGAUCUGUUUAAAUUGGAAUCACAAUUUGGAUUUUAAUGUUUUAAUUUAAACAAAGGCACUUAUAAAUUAUGUAUGUACCUAAAGUAUCAUUCUAUGGAACUUGCUAAUUAUGUAAACAAAAGUCACUAGUAAAUUCAUCGUUCUUUGACAAUUUCAAUAUGGCGGUUUGUUUACAUAGUUAGCAAGUUCCACAGAGUGACACUUUACCAACGGUUAUGUUUACAAACUUAAGGAAAUGUAUCACUUAAGGGCUGUGAACAUGUUUGAUUAAGGUAUUUUCUAAAAAAUUGCCCUCAAAGUGCAUUUGUGCCAUUGUAUAGAUAUUAAUUUAUACGAAUGAGUGAGAUAUUCAAACUAAGAGACAAGACAAAAGUACAAUAUCAAGAUUAAUUUGUUAAAUAAAAACAUUGCUUGAA
Cydia fagiglandana is the source of this 3651-nucleotide messenger RNA. Its product is annotated as putative inorganic phosphate cotransporter. Gene Ontology annotation, molecular function: transmembrane transporter activity. Lineage: Eukaryota; Metazoa; Arthropoda; Insecta; Lepidoptera; Tortricidae. Gene Ontology annotation, cellular component: plasma membrane. The transcript is spliced from 8 exons. Gene Ontology annotation, biological process: transmembrane transport; monoatomic anion transport. The record is from RefSeq and is a predicted model, not a curated record. The coding region runs from base 188 to 1756 and encodes 522 amino acids.